AUUACAAAAUUUGAAAGAGAACAAUUACAUCACAGAUAGAGAAUAGAAUAUUCUGGAUGCGCAUAUAUAUAUUAUAAAUAAGUGUUGUUUAUAUAUUACAGAGAUUAAGUUGAUUUAUUGUUCAGAGUAAAAGAAGAUACAGAUGAAAUGGAAAAGACAGCAGUGUUAGAGAUAGAUGGAAUGACAUGUCAGAGUUGUGUGAAAAAUAUAAAGGCUGGUCUGGCUGAGGAGAAAGGAAUUUACAGUUUAGAGGUUAUUUUAGAGAAAAAAGAGGCUGUGAUAAAGUACAGUCCUACAGAAAUAUCACCACCCAUCAUUGCUGAAAAGAUUGAUGAAAUGGGUUUCCCAGCCAGAGUGAAAACUGUCCAUCCAGCUACUACAGAUGCCAGAGUAGACAACUCCGAAAAUAGCGUGGAAAUUAGUGUGAAGGGGAUGACCUGCAUGUCAUGUGUCAGGAAUAUAGAAAGUAGCAUAUCACGAGUAAAUGGAGUAAACCAGAUUUCUGUUUCAUUAGAAAACGAAAAAGCUACAGUCAUGUACGAUUCAGUGAAAAUAUCUCCAAAUCAGAUUGCAGAAGCAAUCGAUGAUAUGGGAUUUGAAGCAAAUGUUGUGAAACAGCCAAAAUCUUUAAUAACAAGAAUAACUGUUGAAGGAAUGACCUGUCAGUCUUGUGUUAGAAACAUUGAGUCAAACCUAAAAACCAAAGCUGGCGUUGAUGAGAUUAGAGUUUCUCUUGCUGACAAAGAAGCCUUUAUUAUUUAUAACCCAGACCAUACAAAUCCAGAGGUACUGAGAGAGGCUAUUGAUGACAUGGGUUUUGAUGCCUCUUUACCCAGACAGUCAUCUGUUGAUAAAGAAUUUGACCGUCUUGCAGAGAGAAGUUCAACACGAUCAGGAGGCCCGGAAUCUGAAUGUGAAAUUUCUAUCGUAGGCAUGACGUGUCAAUCAUGUGUAAGAAAUAUUGAAAGUAAUAUAAAGGAUAAAUCUGGGAUCUUUUCAAUCAGCGUCAGUCUAGAAAAAGAAAAUGGAAUGGUCAAGUACAACAAGCUAGUUACAACACCAGAGAGGAUAGCAGACAUGAUUGAUGAUAUGGGGUUUGAUGCCAAAGUAGCAGGGGAUACAGGGUCAGAUACUGAGACAGUCACAGUUGACAUCAGAGGAAUGACAUGUCAUUCAUGUGUCAAUAAUAUAGAGGGGAAUAUCUCAAAGAAUCCUGGGGUAAAGUCUAUCAAGGUGUCCCUGGCCGAUCAAAAUGGUGUAAUAGAAUACCUGAAGAACAGAGUCACCCCACAGAUGUUAUGUGAUGCUAUAGAUGAUAUGGGAUUUGAAGCCUCACUACCAGUAAUACACAAUGACUUAGAAGUACCUACAGUAACUAUUACUAGAUCUGCUAGUCAGGCCUCUAAACUCAGUGGUACUGGUAGUCUGAAGGUGGAUGUUUUAAAGGGAUCUGUGCAGUUUAAAAAGGGUGUAAAAGAUGAUGAUGAUGAUGAAGACUUGGAGAAAUGUUUUCUACAUAUUACAGGGAUGACAUGUUCAUCAUGUGUCAGUUCUAUAGAAAAAAAUCUCAAAAAAGUUGAAGGUAUAAAACAUGUGCUGGUAGCACUUAUGGCACAGAAAGCUGAAAUCAAAUAUGAUCCAGAAUAUAUAUUAUCCAAUCAGAUAGCUAACAGGGUCAAUGACCUUGGGUUCCAUGCCACUGUUAUGGAAUCAGAAUCCCUUGGAAAAGGCACGGUUGAGUUACUUAUAACUGGCAUGACAUGUUCGUCAUGUGUACACUUGAUAGAAUCUACACUGGUAAAGGAAAAGGGAGUUUUAACGGCUUCUGUUGCCUUGGCAACCAAUAAAGGAAGGUUUACCUUUGAUACAGAGAUCACAGGACCAAGAGACAUAAUAGACAAAAUUAAGGCAUUGGGAUUCAAUGCAGAUUUGUUUACUGAUGAUGAUAAAAAUGCUUCUAGAUAUGACCAUAGACAUGCAAUAAGGAGAUGGAGGAACUCAUUCUUAUGGUCGUUGAUAUUUGGUGUGCCAGCCAUGUCUAUAAUGAUGUACUUUAUGUUUGUGGAACCCCCUGACGAUGACCAUGCAGAUCAUAGCAAUAUAACGGGGAACAUGACAACACCUAAACCUAAAUAUAAUGGUCACAUGUACCAAAUAAUGUUGACACCUGGACUGUCGUUAGAUAACCUACUAAUGUUCUUAUUGGCAACACCUGUUCAGUUUCUUGGUGGUAAAUAUUUCUAUAUACAAGCUUGGAAAGCAGUCAAACAUAAAGCUGCUAACAUGGAUGUAUUGGUUGUCUUGGCAACAUCCAUAUCUUACACUUACUCCAUAAUAGUUGUCAUUGUUGCUAUGAUACUCCGUGAACCAAUGAGUCCUGUUACAUUUUUUGAGACAACGCCAAUGUUGAUGGUUUUCAUUUCUCUUGGAAGAUGGUUAGAACAUGUCGCAAAGGGUAAGACAUCAGAAGCUUUAGCCAAACUGAUGUCACUUCAAGCUUCAGAGGCUGUAUUAUGUGAGGUAGACAAAGAGAACAACAUCUUGAAGGAAUCCACAAUCAGUGUAGAUCUGGUCCAGAGAGGGGAUGUUUUAAAGGUUGUACCUGGUGAAAAGAUCCCAGUAGAUGCCAGAGUUAUAGAAGGAACAUCAACGUGUGAUGAAUCUCUGAUUACAGGAGAAGCUAUGCCUGUUGUUAAAACCACAGGUAGUGAUGUGAUAGGAGGCUCUAUUAACCAGAAUGGUAUGUUGUUAGUACAGGCCACACAUGUAGGAUCAGAAACCACUCUCUCACAGAUUGUCAAACUGGUGGAGGAGGCUCAGACAUCUAAAGCUCCAAUUCAACAGUUGGCAGACACCAUUGCUGGAUACUUUGUUCCUAUCGUCUGCUCUCUGUCGACCUUGACCUUGGUUGCCUGGGUGAUUGUGGGAUAUGAAAGUAUUUACAACAUUGAUCCUGAGUUUGAUGAGAAUGAGGGUAUCACAAGACAUGAACUGAUUUUCCAGAAAGCUUUCCAGUUUGCUAUCACUGUACUGAGUAUAGCCUGCCCAUGUGCCCUGGGACUGGCCACACCCACAGCUGUCAUGGUGGGCACUGGGGUAGGAGCUACAAAUGGAAUAUUAAUUAAGGGAGGAGAACCACUAGAGACAACACACAAGAUAAAGAGUAUUGUUUUUGACAAGACUGGGACAGUGACUCAUGGUGUACCUAAAGUAUCACGAGUUGCCAAGUUUGUUGAUGACAAAGUUUGCUCAUUAAUGAAGCUGUUAGCCAUCGCAGGAACAGCUGAAGCCAGCAGUGAACAUCCAAUAGCAUCAGCUAUUGUCAAAUAUACAAAACAGACAUUAAAUGCAGAUAACCUUGGUAAAGUCAGUGAUUUCCAAGCAGUUCCUGGAUGUGGCCUUAAAUGUACCGUAUCUCAGAUAGAACCUCUACUUACAAACUUAGAUCUAGAGCAAAUCAACAAUCGUAAAAAUGAAGUCGGGAGCCUCCGUAUCAAAACUGAAAAUGUUUUGAAUGAUGGCAAUACUGCUAUACAUAUAGAGGAUAUAGAACUUAUGGGAGCCUCAGCACCUCAGCCGUAUCAGGUGUUGAUUGGUAACAGAGAAUGGAUGCAGCGCAAUGGACUGAUCGUCACAGAUCUAAUGGACAACACCAUGUCAGAACAUGAAGAUCAGGGUCACACAGCUGUUUUAUGUGCAAUCGAUGGUAUUUUGGUAGCCAUGUUAGCUGUAGCAGAUACUGUGAAAUCAGAGGCCCACCUUGCCAUAACUACACUUAGGGAGAUGGGAUUACAAGUUAUCUUACUGACUGGGGAUAAUCAGAAAACAGCCAGGGCUAUUGCCAGACAGGUGGGAAUACAGAAAGUUUUUGCUGAGGUUUUACCAUCACACAAAGUGAAGAAAAUAAAACAGUUACAGAGCAGUGGUCAGAAAGUAGCAAUGGUUGGUGAUGGAGUGAACGACUCGCCAGCGCUAGCCCAGGCUGAUGUUGGUAUAGCUAUAGGUACAGGCACAGAUGUAGCAGUUGAAGCAGCUGAUAUUGUUCUUAUCAAGAAUGAUUUACUUGAUGUAGUGGCUGCCAUUAAAUUAUCCAAGAUGACAGUAAGAAGAAUCAGAAUCAAUUUUGUAGCUGCUUCUGUCUACAACCUAAUAGGGAUACCUAUAGCUGCAGGUGUGUUCUCACCACUUGGUUUGACCUUGAAACCUUGGAUGGCCUCUGCUGCCAUGGCAAUGUCCUCUGUCUCUGUUGUGACAUCAUCACUGCUUCUUAAAUUGUUUAAGAAGCCAAAGAAAGAGAAAUUGCUGACACAGGAAUAUCAUAUGCAAUUUGUCAAGGACCAGUCACUUGAAAUAUCAGUACAGAGAGGCAUAGGUUAUGAGGGAACCAGUAGAGAAGGAAGUACACAAGGGAGCUUACUCUCUCGACUCAGUGGAAAACGUAAACCUCAAUCAGUAGAUCACACCAGUCUGUUGGAAAACAAUGAAGAUGAUGAAGACUGUGAUCAAAAUACAAAGUUGUAAAAACUUCUUGUAAAAUAACUUUUUACAUGUUCAGAACUAGUGCUAAUUUAAGAUAUGUUAUAUUCUAUUUAUAUUUAUAUUAUGUACAUUCUCAAUGACUUAACAAAAAGAAUGUUUACUUUGACUGAAACUAAAGAUUGAGUAAACCUGUAGAUUUAUUGUAUUAAGAUUAUUUUCAUAUAUGUUUGUUUCUGGUGCUCAUUUGUUAUUUUUAUGUAAGUUUGAAAUCAGCAGUUCACUAAAUCCAGUUUAGUUUUAUUUUAAAAAGUUGUUCUCCUUAAAUCACACUUCUAACUAUCUAAUUAAAUUCAGAAUAUUAUGUCCUUGUUUAUAACUACAGCAAUAUUGAUAAUUAAAACUUGGCUGUUCACCUUUUUUUUUUAUGUUGGAUGUUUAUUCCAGAUAUCUGCACUAUGAAAGGGACCACAUUUUUCUUUAUAAAAAAUAUAUUUGUUUAAUUUUAUAGUAUGAUCACUUUCAUAACAAUUUAAUAAAAAAAUCUUAUAUGCAUAUACAUUUUUAAUCAUUUGAUAUAUUUCAUACAAACAUGAGUACCAUUUAUUGAUUAUCAUAUUUGAUAUUAUUUCCUAUGAACCAAUCAUGAUGACUUAUCUUUGGUAAGUGUAUAAGAAAUAAGACAAAACUAUAGCUACCAUACUGCAUAUAGAUGUCUUAUGGUUAUGUCAUUGGGUGUCUCUUAUUGAUGUCAGAAAUCAUUUUAUUCCUAUUGACAUUGAAGUUCCAAUAGUUAAAGUUUUCCUAUCAAGUAAGAAGGAGGCACUGUGGAUUUUUUAUCAUUUGUUGGAUACAAACUUUCUAGGAUUUCUUGGGUGAAGAUGACCCAUGAAUUUAAAUGUUCAAAGAAUUACAAAUGUUCCAUCAGGUUUUAUAAACACUUGGGCAAAACUUUGAAAUUAAAUGUCCAUGAAAAUACAAGUUACUUUCAUCAAUCCAUGAAAAUUGGUACUGAUGUAGCCACACAAAUAAAUGAAUCCACAGUAAAUGAUUGAAAAUAUGAAAUGAGAGGACAA
Molecule: messenger RNA, 5552 nt
Organism: Mytilus trossulus (common blue mussel)
Lineage: Eukaryota; Metazoa; Mollusca; Bivalvia; Mytilida; Mytilidae
Product: copper-transporting ATPase 1-like
Exons: 21
Coding region: 148-4521 (1457 amino acids)
Biological process (GO): copper ion homeostasis; monoatomic cation transport
Cellular component (GO): membrane
Molecular function (GO): ATP binding; ATP hydrolysis activity; copper ion binding
Source: RefSeq, a predicted model, not a curated record